AUGCCAAAAGGGAAAAAAUGGAAUAAACCACUGCUGAAAGAAAGUGAUACUGAUGAGGAAACUGUAAAACAUGAUAAAGAAAUAGAAGGAGAGCAUAAUAUAAAAAUGAAAAUCUUAUCACAACCAUCUACAAUAUAUGAAUUAAAUAAAUCCCCGACAAAUAAUGAGAAGAAUAUAAAAAUAGAAAAUAAAUAUAUGAAUUAUAUAAAACCUCGACUUAAAAAAAAAGAAAACUGUGAAAUUCCCAUAUAUAAUAGUAUUUUAGAUAAUGAGAAUCCAAAAGAGGACAAAGAAUAUUUUUUAAAUGAUAACUCAUUGUUUUGCAGAAAAAAUUGUAAUGAAAAAGAAGCCAAUACAAAAAGUACACAUUUUAAGGAUAGAAUAAAAUGUUUUAAUAAAUAUUUAAAACAUCAUGUUCAUAAAAUAAGUAACGGAGAGAAUACUCAUUAUCUUUUACAAUCCCAUGAAUUACUAAAAAUAGUACAUCAUAUAAAAGAAGAAGAUAUUCCUACAAAUUCAAGUGGACUAGCACAAUAUAGAGACAUAAGACAAUUGCUAUCAAAUAAUGAUAACACACGAUUUGAAAUAUCACCUAAAAGGAACUGUGUAUUAAUAAAUUUACCAUAUAGAAAAUGUAUUAUAUUUAAAAAUUUAUUAUUAUAUAUACCCACAUUUACAAAUAAUCCUAUACCUGAAAUCAUAAAAAAGGAAGAAAAAUCAUGUAAAUCCUUUAUUGAAAAUAGUAAACUUAUAUCUGCAAUUAAAGAUUCAUUGCCUUUUGAAAUAUUAAUUUUGGAGUCUAUAUUUGUUGAUAUAUAUGAGGAAUUAAAAAAUGAAAUUGAACCUGUAAUAUAUGAAACAGAAAAACUAUUCGAUAUAAUAAGUAGCAAUCCAAGCAUAUUUAAAUGUAUAAACAAAUUAACAGACAUGAGAAGAAAAUUAAAAAUAAUUGAUGAAAAGGUACAAAGUGUUUAUAAAGCUAUUCACGAUGUUUUAAGUAAUGAUGACGAUAUAAGAAGAUUAGAAGUUUCUUAUUUUGGAGAUAAACCAGAAAUGUGGGAAAAAUGUGAACUAACACCAUAUAAUGAAGAUACAGAAAUGCUACUUGAAUAUUAUUGUCAUGAAAUCGAAGAAUUUUUAAAAAUAAUUCAUCGAACAAAUGAAUCUUUAGAUGAUGUAUUACAAAUGGUUGAAUUAAAUUUAGAUGAUGCAAGAAAUAAUGUUUUAAAAUUAGAACUAGGACUAAAAAUAUAUGGAAUUAUUAUAGCUGUUGUUGGUACAAUAGCAGGAAUUUUUGGAAUGAAUUUAAAAAAUGGAUUUGAAGGUGAACAAUAUAUUUUUUGGACACUAGCAUUAUUUUUAAUGUUUAUUACAUCAUGUUGUUUAUUUUAUGUUAUUAUAUCUUUUAAAAAAGUUAAUAUUUAA
Plasmodium vinckei vinckei is the source of this 1425-nucleotide messenger RNA. RefSeq names its product CorA-like Mg2+ transporter protein, putative. The record is from RefSeq and is a predicted model, not a curated record. Bases 1 to 1425 code for a protein of 474 amino acids. Gene Ontology annotation, molecular function: magnesium ion transmembrane transporter activity. Lineage: Eukaryota; Apicomplexa; Aconoidasida; Haemosporida; Plasmodiidae. The transcript has a single exon. Gene Ontology annotation, biological process: magnesium ion transport.